Messenger RNA from Sardina pilchardus (European sardine), 2670 nucleotides. It is a transcript of the gene pipox, whose product is annotated as pipecolic acid oxidase. NCBI's taxonomy places the organism in Eukaryota, Metazoa, Chordata, Actinopteri, Clupeiformes, Clupeidae. The transcript is spliced from 8 exons. The record is from RefSeq and is a predicted model, not a curated record. Gene Ontology annotation, cellular component: peroxisome. The coding region runs from base 155 to 1315 and encodes 386 amino acids. Gene Ontology annotation, molecular function: sarcosine oxidase activity; flavin adenine dinucleotide binding; L-pipecolate oxidase activity.
GCCACCCCCCUGUUCAUUUUCUUUUAAAGACGGAAGGGGUGAACUAACUUACCUUUCUGCUAUGUUUCUGCCUACUGCCUACGACAAGAACAAAGUGUGAUUAAUAGUCAAUUGUUAGAGAGUGUGAUUGUCGUGGAGCUGUAGCCUACAAAUAAUGUCUUCGCAAGUAUACGAUUGCAUUGUGAUUGGAGCAGGCAUCCAAGGAUCGUGUACAGCGUACUAUCACGCGAAGAAUAACAAGAAAACGCUUCUUCUCGAACAGUUUCUCUUGCCUCACUCUCGUGGAAGCUCCCAUGGGCAGACACGAAUCAUCAGGAAGGCCUAUGAGCAGGACUUCUACCUCCGUAUGAUGGAGGAGUCUUACAAACUGUGGGCUGAGCUGGAGAAAGAAGCAGGCGUGCAACUCUACAGAUGCACAGGCCUCCUGGUCAUGGGUCCAGAGGACGGUCAGUACUAUUCGGCCGUCAAGGGCGUGCUGCAGCGGAACAAAGUCCCCUGGGUGAUGCUGAAGAGGGAAGAGUUCAGCCAGCACAUCCCCAACUUCAACCUGGUCAGCGGCGAGAACGCGCUCGUGGACACCAGCGCAGGGGUGCUGUACGCCGACAAAGCCCUCGCCGCCCUUCAGAGGCUGUUUCAGUCGCAUGGCGGGGUGAUAAAAGAUGGGAGCAAAGUAACUGGCAUCAAGCCAGGCCCGGUGGUCACGGUGUCAACAACCACCGGGGCAUAUCAGGCCAAGAGUCUGGUGAUCACAGUGGGACCGUGGGCUAACACGCUGCUCUCCCACAUCGGCCUGGGCCUGCCUCUGAAGGUGGAGAAGAUAAACGUGUGCUACUGGCGGGAGAAGGUUCCGGGCUCUUAUGGCAUCCACAAUCGCUUCCCUUGCUUCAGCCGGCAGGACGGCCCGGAGGUGGACCAGAUCAUCUACGGCCUGCCGUCCAACGAGUACCCGGGCCUGAUGAAGGUGUGCUACCACGUGGGCAAGGACGCGGAUCCAGACGCGCGGGACACUCAGACGGACCAGAGUGACAUCCAGAUCUUGCAGCGCUUCGUCGCCCGCUGCUUGCCAGGCCUGGUGCCCGUGCCCGCCGUGGUGGAGAGCUGCCUCUAUACCUUGACGCCUGAUAACCACUUUGUCCUGGAUCGUCACCCCACGUACAGGAAUAUCAUCGUUGGUGCUGGAUUCUCAGGUCAUGGCUUUAAGUUCGGCCCGGUCAUCGGCAAGAUCCUGUACGAGCUGAGCACGGGCCAGGUGCCCUCCCACGACCUCUCCACGUUCAAGAUCAACCGCUUCCAGAACCCCAAGUCUGCACUGUAGACCCACUGUCUGUCACUCUCCAAGAGACCACUGCUGUGUCCUAAUAGGUACAUAAAGCGUCAUGAAUGUGGGGUUGAAUCAGGAGACUUUAAUGCUGAUCCAAGUGUCCGUCAUGCUGAGAGGAGAUCACUACUGUCAAUUUAGCUUCUGAAUCAGGUUUUUUUUCUGCUGGCAAUGGAGCCUGUUAGUUGGCUCAAAUGGUGUACAUUCACACGUCCCCAUGUUGAGUCCAGUCAUCAAAUGACAAAGGGCAUUUAAGCGUUUAAGCAUUUUCUGUAGGGCUGAACGAUUAUUAGGUCUUUGUCUUCUGUAUUAUUCAACAAAAACAAGCAAUAAAUCAUGUAGUAUUGCCAAUUAUAUUAGAUUAAAGAUAAACUGUUCUUUCCUGGAAGCCAGACCUCUGUUAUAAUGACAUGAGGUGAUACAUUCAAUUAAUGAAUGACAUUUUUAUUUAACUACUUCGAUUAGUAUAUUUGAAUUUAUAGCAUAACUUAUAGCAUAACUUAUAGAAGUAGCAUAGUUGGCUAGCUCAUCAUACUGGUUGGACUGUUCAGUUUCCCGUGUGUUUCAAGGCAUUGAAGUUGGAAAACAUUGGUAUGGAGAUGAUCAGUCAACUUGAAUGAGUGUUAAUGAAAUGUCUAGCAUACUGCUAACCGAAUUUUAUAAUAAUUUAGCUAAUCGUCCUCUAUGUGUCUCUACUUUCCUGAUUGUGAAUGUUUUAUCUGGAUUAAAUGUGCAUGUCGAGGAGUGGGUGUCCAUUGAGCGCCCACGAGUGAGAGAGAGCCAAGGAGAGGGGGUUUACUUUUAUACUGUGAAGUUGCACGCAUAGUCUACAAUGAAAGACUUGCGAAAGAAAUGUAGCCUAGAGUAUGCUUUCACCCAAGCAGUGUCAGGUGCACCAGUACCUAGAAUUUCUUUUCGGUCGCAAUCUUAAACAUUUUGGUGGCAUGGUUUUAUCGAGCCUGAGGCCAUUGUGCACAGCUUGCGGAGUUCACUCUCUGGUAGACUGUUUCAAAUCUUUGCUACUUUAUGCUCCCGUCAUGCGACCAGAGAGUAAUCGCUGCCGUUGCGGUUAGAAAUCGCACUUGAUCAUCAUAUCGCAAUAUUAUUGCAAAUGCAAUAUAUCGUUCAGCCCUAAUUCUCUGUGAUUUUUUUUUUUUUUUUUUAUCAAACUCUCUUUUGCACAAAACAUGAAAUGCACUUUUUUGUCAUACAUGUACAAUGCCAAUAAAGACAUUUUAUUUUGCUGUAUUCUAUGUUGCUUUCCUGACAUGGCACUACACGCACAUGCCCUGCCUUGAGGUUGUGUGUGUGUGUGUGUGUGUGUGAAAAUAAAGAGCGCUGUUAAAAAGUCA